Messenger RNA from Colletotrichum costaricense, 348 nucleotides. RefSeq lists its product as uncharacterized. The annotation marks the transcript as partial. NCBI's taxonomy places the organism in Eukaryota, Fungi, Ascomycota, Sordariomycetes, Glomerellales, Glomerellaceae. The record is from RefSeq and is a predicted model, not a curated record. The transcript has a single exon.
UGCGUCACUGGCAACUGGGCUGGGAGCCUGAUACUCCGUAGAGUGUCCCAAUCUUCCGUAGGACUCUUCAACCAGAGAAGACCAUUUGGCGUAGACAGCUCCAGCUCCAGCUCCAGCUACCAAUGUUUAUCUGACCGUCUGCACAAGGUCAAAGCCAUAGGUAGCGCACCGGGGAAACGGCACAACCGCCCUUUUGUUAUGCAAACUUCCCCUCUGCAGAACAUGGACCACCCAUGCGACCGAGUUCUCUCCGUCGCCUGUUGGUCAAAGCAAGACCCCUCAGGUAUCUCUCUCGACCCCUUCUCGCCCCUCUUCGCCCCCUCAGGUACGCCGCCAGCUCUCCACUGA